AUGGUCAGCUAUGAUGACUAUUUCGAGUGCAAAGAGGAUGUCGUCGGCAAGAUCGCCUUCAAAGCCCAGCUCGCUGAUCCUCUUGGCAUCCUUGGCGCCAACUGGACCACUAGCACAUCCUUCUGCCACUGGCUGGGAGAGCUGGUGAACCUGGAAGAGUUGUAUCUGUCCUUGAACAAUCUAACGGGCCCGAUCCCCAGCUCGUUCGGUAACCUCAAGCAGAUCACCAGAUUGGCGCUCUUCUUCAACCGGCUCACUGGCACAAUCCCGCCAGAGAUUGGCAGCAUGACGGUGUUGCAAGUCUUGGACGUCAACACCAACAGUUUGGAAGGUGAGCUGACCGCCACCAUCACAUCGCUCAGGAACCUCCAAUACCUCUCCCUGUUUGACAACAACUUCAACGGCACCAUACCGCCGGACCUCGGGAAGGGGCUAAGCUUAACCGAUGUGAGUUUUGCAAACAACAGCUUCUCCGGUGAGCUGCCGCAGAGACUGUGUGAUGGCCUCUUGCUGCAGAACUUCACGGCGAACCACAACAACUUCAGCGGUAGGCUGCCGUCCUGCUUGAAAAAUUGCAUGGAGUUGUACCGUGUGCGGCUUGAAGGCAACCAAUUCACCGGUGACGUAUCCGAGGUGUUCGGUGUGCAUCCCAGCUUGGACUACUUGGAUAUAUCAGGGAAUCAGCUGACAGGGAAGUUGUCAUCCGACUGGUCACAGUGCACCAAUCUUACACGCUUACGCAUGAACGACAAUCGAAUAUCUGGCAAUAUUCAUGCAACCUUCUGCCAAUUGACCUCUCUCCAGUCUCUGGAUCUAUCAAAUAACCAAUUCACUGGAGAGCUCCCAAGUUGCUGGUGGAAAUUCAAAAUUAUGUGGUUACUGGAUUUGUCCAACAACGGCUUUUCAGGUGAACUUCCUAUGUCAACAAGCUUGGGCCUUGAACUGCAGUCACUUCGUCUUGCUAACAAUAGCUUUUUUGGAGUUUUUCCAUCUGUAAUUGAAACCUGCAGAGAUCUCGUCAUCCUAGAUCUUGGGAACAACAAGUUCUUCGGUGAUAUCCCCUCUUGGGUUGGAACAAGUGUCCCCCUUCUAACAGUUCGGAGCCUCCCAUCCAACAAUUUCAGUGGUGUUGUUCCACCCGAGUUAUCCCGACUUUCUAAUCUGCAAGUCCUGGACCUGUCCAGCAACUCCUUCUCAGGUGAGAUCCUCACGGCCAUGCCAGACUAUAACUGCUCUCUUGACUCGUUUCAUCUUGCCGGCAAUGGCUUCGCGGGCGCCUUCCCACCGUUCCUGCAAGGCUGCAAGUUGCUGGCCACCCUGGACAUCGGGAACAACCAGUUCUUCGGUGGUAUCCCUACAUGGAUCGGGAGUCAGCUUCCAUCACUGAAAAUCCUUAGGCUUAGAUCAAACAAUUUCACCGGACAAAUCCCCACAGAGUUAUCAAGGCUUUCGCAACUUCAGCUGCUCGAUAUGGCCAACAAUAGCUUGACAGGAUCAAUUCCUGUAGCCUUCAGCAACUUGACCUCCAUGAGGCAUAAUCUUCCCCCAUUGGACGGACCGAGGGAUUCCGCUCCUUUGCAGAUUAUGCCCAAUGGACGACCGCGGGUGGAUCAGUUCCCAGAGAGAGUCAACAUAUCCUGGAAGGGCCGUGAACAAACUUUUCAGAAAAGCAUCGGGUUAAUUACAGGUAUCGACCUAUCAUGCAAUCGACUAACGGAGAACAUCCCGGAGGAGCUAACAUACCUCGAAGCUCUCCGGUUUCUGAACUUAUCAAGAAAUGAUCUAUCAGGCAGUAUUCCAGAGAGAAUCGGCAGACUGGAGCUCCUGGAGUUCCUUGACCUCUCAUGCAAUGAACUUUCAGGUGGCAUUCCUCCCAGCAUCUCAAAUCUGCCAGCCCUCGGUGUGUUAAAUCUCUCAAACAAUCACCUACAGGGCCGCAUACCCACCGGGAAUCAGUUGCAGACACUUGCAGAUCCAUCAAUAUAUGGCAACAAUCUGGGGCUCUGCGGCUUCCCCUUGAGCCCGUGUGAGCCUACAUUGGGCGAGGGAACUGAAGACCACACAAAACUCAUAGACCUGGGGCUGUGUUACUCUGUAAUUCUUGGCGUUGUUUCUGGCUUCUGGCUUUGGUUUGGAGCUCUGUUCUUCCUGGAGCAGUGGAGAUUUUGUUUUCUCCAUUCUGUUGAUGGCUUAGGGAUCAAGAUAGGUGUCACCCGCUAA
Messenger RNA from Triticum dicoccoides, 2220 nucleotides. RefSeq names its product LRR receptor-like serine/threonine-protein kinase GSO2. The coding region runs from base 1 to 2220 and encodes 739 amino acids. Lineage: Eukaryota; Viridiplantae; Streptophyta; Magnoliopsida; Poales; Poaceae. Gene Ontology annotation, molecular function: protein binding. The record is from RefSeq and is a predicted model, not a curated record. The transcript has 3 exons.